Messenger RNA from Cryptotermes secundus, 732 nucleotides. RefSeq lists its product as uncharacterized. Gene Ontology annotation, biological process: DNA integration. The coding region runs from base 1 to 732 and encodes 243 amino acids. The transcript has a single exon. The record is from RefSeq and is a predicted model, not a curated record. NCBI's taxonomy places the organism in Eukaryota, Metazoa, Arthropoda, Insecta, Blattodea, Kalotermitidae. Gene Ontology annotation, molecular function: nucleic acid binding.
AUGUAUCCAGUGAGGAAAGUUUCUUCCGAAGUAGUGGAAAACUGCCUCGUGGAGAAAUUCUUCCCCACGUUCGGCGUCCCCCAGGCUAUCGUUUCUGACAAUGCUGCAGUCUUCAAGUCGCGGUGGUUCUACAAUCUGUGCUUCUCUUGGGGCAUUCGCCACAUCACGACUUCACCUUAUUACCCUCAAGCUUCUCAGGUUGAGCGGUUUAAUCGGAAUUUGAAGGCUGCCCUGAUCAUUUAUCACCACCGUCAACACACUCGUUGGGACGAAAACCUGCCCUCGUUGUCCAUUGCCUUUAACACUGCGUGGCAUGAGUCGACGGGAGCGACUCCGGCUUCCCUAUUUUUGGGGAGGGAGAUGAACCAUCCCCUGGGCCUUAAAUGGGAAUUUCGUGAGCUGGAGCUCCAGCGGGACCCCAAGAAUAUGGGUGAAUACUGGGAGGCUGCCCUCGCUAAUUUGAGGAAGGCUCGGGCUAGGGUGGUAGCCAGGUACAAUGCGGGGAAAAGGCCGGGAGAGUUUCGCGUGAGGGACUCGGUUUUAGUUCGAUUACAACCGCUGAGUCCGAAGUCACGCCAGCGCUCCGCCAAGCUCGAUCUCAAGUGGUCGGUACCUCUCAUUAUUACUAAGUUUGUAUCGUCGGUGACGGCCCUUCUGGCCAACCCUGAAACUGGGGUUAUCAUAAGAAAAGCCCACAUAUCUCAACUCAAGCCAUAUAUUUUGGCGGGGUAG